GGAACAUGGGCUACUUAAUCAGCCCAUUGCACAUAAUAUCUGUCGGAAGCUAUAUUCGGAAAUUUUGAAUUUAGGGGUUUUCUGUAUUGUGUUUUGUUAUCGGAACAACUCAGGCUCUCCGAUUCGUCUCUCACAUCACUCGAAUCAUGGCGAACACUGCAACAAGGUCUUUUCUGCAAGUGGCGGUUACAGAGGAGGCCACACCGCCGCUCAGAGUCGUCCAGAUCGAAGGACUGGUUAUUUUGAAGAUAAUCAAGCACUGCAAGGAGUUAUCACCGGCUCUGGUUACUGGGCAGCUUCUUGGUUUGGACGUUGGUAGUGUUCUCGAAGUCACUAAUUGCUUCCCGUUCCCUAUUCGUGAGGAAGAUGAAGAGGUUGAAGCCGAAGGUGCUAAUUAUCAGCUUGAGAUGAUGAGAUGCCUGAGGGAGGUUAAUGUCGACAACAACACAGUUGGUUGGUAUCAAUCAACUUUGUUUGGCUCUUUCCAGACUGGGGAAUUGAUAGAGACUUUUAUGAAUUACCAGGAAAAUAUAAGACGAUGUGUCUGCAUCAUUUAUGACCCUUCAAGAGCUAAUCAAGGUGUCCUAGCUUUAAAGGCGCUGAAGCUUUCUGAUACCUUCAUGGAGCUCUAUCGUACAAAUAACUUCAAAGGGGAGAAGUUGAGAGAGAAAAAUCUUUCCUUUGUGGAUAUUUUUGAAGAGAUUCCUAUUAAGGUUUCAAAUUCUGCUCUAAUCAGCGCAUUUAUGACUGAGCUUGAGGCAGAUACUCCAGUCACCCAGUGUGAUUUUGAUAGAUUGCAAUUAUCAACCAGUCCAAUUUUAGAGAGAAAUGUGGAGUUUCUAAUAGAAUGCAUGGAUGACUUGUCAAUGGAACAACAAAAGUUCCAAUUCUACUACAGGAAUCUGUCUCGUCAGGAAGCACAGAAGCAGGCCUGGCUUCAGAAGAGAAGGGCUGAAAAUGCUGCGCGGAAGAAUGCAGGGGAAGAGCCAUUACCUGAGGAGGAUUCCACAAACCCUCUCUUCAAGCCUAUCCCCGAGCCAUCAAGAUUGGAUAGUUUCCUUGUAACAAAUCAAAUUGCAAAUUAUUGCAACCAAAUCAAUGGAGUGGCUGGCCAAAGCUUUAGCAGACUGUAUCUGAUGAAGGCACUACAUGAAAAGUAAACAAGGGUGCGCCCCUGUGGCGGGACGUGGUAUUCUAUCGUUGCUCAUGGUUGUUUGUAGCUUAGCAGACGAGGUGAGAAUUGUUCUGCAGCAUGAAGGUUCAAUAUUUGGAAAAUUCCUGGCAUAAUGGUUAUGAGAUACUGCUUGUUUGUGGAUGACAAUGCCAUCCUUGAGGUAUAGAAGAUCUUGUUAAUCGAUUAUUUUAUUUUCUGAUGUUAAGAUUUUGGAUCGAGGUUGCUAAAUCGUGUAUGUAUACUGUUUUUACGUUAUGACCUUAUCAUCUCCGUUAUCUUCUUGAGUA
This is a messenger RNA of Salvia splendens (bonfire salvia), 1461 nucleotides long. Its product is annotated as eukaryotic translation initiation factor 3 subunit H. Gene Ontology annotation, cellular component: cytoplasm; eukaryotic translation initiation factor 3 complex. The transcript is spliced from 12 exons. The coding region runs from base 147 to 1160 and encodes 337 amino acids. The record is from RefSeq and is a predicted model, not a curated record. Lineage: Eukaryota; Viridiplantae; Streptophyta; Magnoliopsida; Lamiales; Lamiaceae. Gene Ontology annotation, molecular function: protein binding; translation initiation factor activity; metallopeptidase activity.